This is a messenger RNA of Dioscorea cayenensis subsp. rotundata (Guinea yam), 1167 nucleotides long. RefSeq names its product probably inactive leucine-rich repeat receptor-like protein kinase At3g28040. Gene Ontology annotation, cellular component: plasma membrane. The record is from RefSeq and is a predicted model, not a curated record. Gene Ontology annotation, biological process: hormone-mediated signaling pathway. The coding region runs from base 1 to 1167 and encodes 388 amino acids. Gene Ontology annotation, molecular function: protein binding. NCBI's taxonomy places the organism in Eukaryota, Viridiplantae, Streptophyta, Magnoliopsida, Dioscoreales, Dioscoreaceae. The transcript is spliced from 2 exons.
AUGGCCGCCGGCGAGGACUACGCCGUAGAGGAGACGGCGAGCAAUGGCAAAGCGGAGGCUCUCUCCUCCUUCCUCUCUUCCAUCCACCCAUCCUCCAUCCCCUCCUUCUCCUGCCUCUCUUCCUGGAACUUCUCCUCCGACCCUUGUCAUCCUUCCACCCCUUCCCACUUCCUCUGCGCACUCUCCUGCUCCUCCUCCUCCUCUUCCUCCUCCUUCUCCCACAUCAUCUCCAUCUCUCUUGACCCUGCCGGCUACUCCUCUUCCUCUUUCCCUCUUUCCCUUCUCUCCCUUCCCUCCCUCUCCUUCCUCUCCCUCUCUUCCAACUCCUUUCAAGGUCCCCUCCCUUCUUCUCUCCCAUCCCUUCCUUCUCUUUCCACUCUUGACCUUUCCCACAACUCCUUCUCAGGUCCUAUCCCUUCCUCCUUCUUCUCCUCCUUUUCCUCUUUAUCAACUCUUGACCUUUCUCACAACUCCUUUUCCGGCUCCAUUCCUCCAUCUCUUUCCUCCCUCUCUUUUCUCUCCACUCUUGACCUCAGUUUCAACCACUUCUCCGGUCCUCUCCCUCCUUCUCUUCCUCCCAACCUCAUCACACUCGCUGUCAAAUCUAACUCCUUAUCCGGCUCCAUCACAACCUCCACUUUCCACCCUCUUUCCAAGCUUCAGGUCGCCGAGCUCAGCUCUAACAACUUCAAUGGCGUUCUUGGAGGAUGGUUUCUCUUUCUCCCUUCAUUACAGCAAGUCAACUUAUCUAACAACAGCUUCACUGCACUGAACUUUCAGGGUGGCAGCGCCGUUGCCGGCGGGCAAGGGUUGGUGGCGUUGGACUUGAGUUAUAAUAAGCUCUCAGGUGAGUUGCCGGUGGGGUUGGCAGGGUUUCCGGCGAUGGCGGCGAUGUCGGUGAGGUAUAACAAGUUGAGAGGUGGGAUUCCCAGAGAGUAUUAUGAGAAGAAGAAGGGAGUGCCGUUCAAGAGGUUGUUCUUGGAUGGUAACUACUUGAAUGGGAGGGUGCCGGAGGGUUUCCUCGCCGGCGCCGGCGAGGAGUUGACGGGGAGCUUUGGAGAUAAUUGUUUGGAGAGUUGUCCGAAGACUGUGGGGCUUUGCUCGCCGGAGCAGAAGCCUAAGUGGGUUUGUAAGCAGGUUUAUGGGUCCGGGAAGGGAGGGAGAUAA